UUUCCAAAACUUAAAAAAGUGAAGCAGAGGGCAAGCUAGCCAGGGUUGAGCUUCAUUGUUCUCGGUUCUUCCAUCUUCCCCAACGAAGAAAUCGAUACAUACGAUGGCCAUGGCAGUGCUGAUGCGACCGCACAUGGCGGCUCUGUGUGCCCUCCGUGUCAAUUUCUUCAGCAGCCGUGCUCUCGUCCCGUGCUUUCAAUCGUCAAAACUCUGCUGCUAUCAUGUCACUGCCCGGUGCGUAUUGCCGUCGCCGGCGAGAAGCUGCGGGACCAAGAAUCCGAGGUCCGGCGGCUUUGGAUCCAAACUGGACAGCCGACGGAGUCUCUGUAUCAGAGCUACAACUCAGGUCAAUGACUCCGGUUCCGUCGACUCCCCUUUGAUACAGUCUAUGGAGAAGAAGAUUAAAGAACAUCUAAAUGCAGAAUCAGUUAUUGUGAAGGAUGCUUAUGGUGAUGGUCGGCAUGUUAGCAUCGAUGUUGUUUCCUCAGCUUUUGAAGGACAAUCAGCUGUAAAUCGGCAGAGGAUGGUGUACAGAGCUAUAUGGGAAGAACUCCAGAAUACUGUGCAUGCAGUCGACCAGAUGACUACCAGAACCCCGGCAGAAGCAGCUUCCGGAAAAUGACAUUUUUGCCUAAUCCGCUUGCUGUUUGCCUCUAUGGCCAAUCUUUGCAACAGCCUUUCUUCUGUGCGGCUGCAGCAUUAGACAAUCAUUUUUUACCAGUCCAAUUUAGUUUUGCAUUUUCUUCUCCUCUCUGUUCCUUGUUUUGGAUGUUUUAGAGUAAGUACACGUUCUAGGUAUUGACUCAGAUCUGUACUCGCUCCUGUUUUGCAACACCCACAGAAGCUAAAAUUGAUAUGGAACUUGGAAUAUAUAGAUGCAGCUAUGCAGCAGCUGCAGUGUUUGGAUUA
This is a messenger RNA of Diospyros lotus (date-plum), 909 nucleotides long. RefSeq names its product protein BOLA4, chloroplastic/mitochondrial. The record is from RefSeq and is a predicted model, not a curated record. Bases 104 to 622 code for a protein of 172 amino acids. The transcript is spliced from 3 exons. Lineage: Eukaryota; Viridiplantae; Streptophyta; Magnoliopsida; Ericales; Ebenaceae.